This is a messenger RNA of Drosophila arizonae, 1243 nucleotides long. RefSeq names its product nuclear hormone receptor 83 (gene Hr83). Gene Ontology annotation, molecular function: zinc ion binding; sequence-specific DNA binding; DNA-binding transcription factor activity. Gene Ontology annotation, biological process: regulation of DNA-templated transcription. Lineage: Eukaryota; Metazoa; Arthropoda; Insecta; Diptera; Drosophilidae. The record is from RefSeq and is a predicted model, not a curated record.
UCAUCUGCUCUCUGCCUCUUUAAUUCGAAUACGUUCACAACCCCUAAUUGUUAUGGCUUGGACUUUGGACUCGUCCUUCUAUUUACACAAAACGUCAGUUAAAAGCACUUUGGAUGACACUUCUGACCAAUCAUAGAGCACAACAAUAAUUGUUUACAAAUUGUUAACGCGCCCGUGUUAGUCCGUGGCAAUGAUUGUCACUUUUGACAUGUUACGCCCCCCUUUCUGGCGAACUUCCAGCUUAUCCUGUGUAGUCUCUUAAUAUAAAUAAAAAAAUCCUCGAAUCAUGUUCGAGUGAAGUGUCUUUGAUUUGCAUAUCAUUUGUACUCGCCCAACUAUAUCGAGCCAUAUAAAACUGCCAAUAACAUGGCCAACCUGGCAUAGUCGACUCGCAGUAGCUGCCUUGUCCAUGUCCCUUGUAACGCUAUAUAAUGCCUGCCAAGUGUGCGGCGAUCAGAGCUCUGGCAAGCAUUAUGGAGUCUCGUGCUGCGACGGCUGUUCCUGCUUCUUCAAGCGCAGCGUAAGGAAAGGCAGUCACUAUGCCUGCAUUGCCGUUAAGGGCAACUGUGUAGUGGACAAGGCGCGUCGUAACUGGUGUCCCUCGUGCCGCUUUCAGCGCUGCCUUGCCGUGGGCAUGAAUAUUGCGGCCGUGCAGGAGGAGCGUGGUCCACGAAGUCAACAGGCGCAGAGCAGUCAACGUCUAUUGGCUCAGACGCCUCCAUCGCCGCCGUCGCCACCUGCUCCGACGGUGCACUUUCAGAUUCUCGCCCAGAUACUGGUCACAUGUCUACGCCAAGCAAAGCUCAACGAACAGUUUCGCCUGGUGGCACGCGCCCAGCAGGAUGCUAUUCUGCAGGUGGUCUGGAGCGAGUGCUUCAUAUUGCGUGCCUCGCACUGGUCUUUGGAUAUCAGUGCCAUGAUCGAGAGCUGUGGUGAUAUGCAGCUUAAGCUUAUGCUAUCGGAGGCCCAACAAUUGCGAGCCGAUCUCAUGGAACUUAACUUUCUGGAAACUUUAAUUUUGUGCCGUAAAGAAUUGGCUUUAAAUGCCGACUAUGCGCUGAUCUUAGAGACAUACUCGAAUGGUGCACUUUGCUCCUUGGCUCGCUACACUCUACAUAGAUCCCACUGGCUGCGCUUUGGUCAGCUACUGCUUGGAUUACGUCAACUAAGUCUGCAGCGAUACGACUGUGCCCUCUCUUGUAUGUUCCGUAACGUUGUUCGGGAUAUAUUGAAAACACUUUAA